Messenger RNA from Neoarius graeffei (lesser salmon catfish), 6774 nucleotides. It is a transcript of the gene pdpk1a, whose product is annotated as 3-phosphoinositide dependent protein kinase 1a. Lineage: Eukaryota; Metazoa; Chordata; Actinopteri; Siluriformes; Ariidae. Gene Ontology annotation, molecular function: ATP binding; protein serine/threonine kinase activity. The transcript is spliced from 14 exons. The record is from RefSeq and is a predicted model, not a curated record. Bases 161 to 1693 code for a protein of 510 amino acids. Gene Ontology annotation, biological process: peptidyl-serine phosphorylation; intracellular signal transduction.
GGGAAUGGAGGCAGGGAGUGAGCGCGCGCGCUCUGUAGCAUUACUAACAACAACAACAAGAACUCCUACUGAGAGCUGGCAUGGGAUAAACAGGCGGUGAGAUACACGUGAUGCUGCCCUCAUCCAGAGCUCGGUGCUCGGUGCUCGCGCUCCUCUCUCCAUGGUAAACGGACAGCCGAAGAAGCUCGUGGCGGUCGAAGGUAUGGAGGCUUGUGUGUCUCAGACACACACUCCACACACUCAGCAGCACAAGAAACGACCCGAGGACUUCAAGUUUGGGAGAAUCCUGGGAGAAGGCUCCUUCUCAACUGUGGUUCUAGCAAAAGAGCAUUCUACAGGAAAAGAAUACGCAAUCAAGAUUCUGGAGAAGCUGCACAUCAGGAAGGAGAAUAAAACGCAGUAUGUCCAGAGAGAGAGGGAUAUCAUGUCGAGUAUCGAUCAUCCCUUUUUCGUAAAGCUCUACUUCACAUUUCAGGAUGCUGACAAGUUGUAUUUCGGACUUAGUUACGCGAAGAAUGGUGAACUACUCCGCUACAUUCGCAAAAUAAGCUCUUUCGAUGAGGCAUGCACCCGCUUUUACGCCGCAGAAAUAGUCUGCGCUCUUGAGUAUCUUCAUUCCAUAGGAAUCAUUCACAGGGACCUGAAACCAGAGAAUAUUUUACUCAACGAGGAGAUGCACAUUCAAAUUGCAGAUUUUGGAACGGCAAAGAGGCUUUCUUCUGAUAGCGCUCAAACAAGAGCAAACUCUUUUGUUGGGACUGCACAAUACGUUUCUCCAGAACUGCUAACUGAAAAAUCAGCAUGUAAAAGUUCGGACCUUUGGGCUCUGGGCUGUAUCGUUUACCACCUGGUAGCUGGCUUGCCCCCCUUCAGAGCAGCGAAUGAGUACUUGAUAUUCCAGAAGAUAAUGAAACUGGAGUAUGACUUUCCAGAGAAGUUCUUUCCCAAAGCUAAGGAUCUGGUGGAGAAGCUAUUGUGUUCAGAGCCUGCCAAGCGUCUCGGCUGUGAAGAGAUGGGGGGCUACGUUCCUCUGAGAUCCCACGUGUUCUUUGAGAGCAUCUCUUGGGAGAACCUCCAUCUGCAGUCUCCUCCAAAACUCACCCCGUACCUGCCAGCCAUGGCCGAGGACGAAGAGGAGUAUUAUGGCAAUUAUGAUGACCUCCGGAGUCAGUUCAGCAGCAUAGAGGUGGUUCACUCCAGUUCCUCGCAGGCUCUCUCGGUGCCGACCACGCUGUUGCCCCAGAGAUCCACCAGCAACAUCGAACAGUACAUCCAUGACCUGGACAACAACUCCUUCGAGCUGGACCUGCAGUUCUCCAGUGAGGAGAAACAGCUGCUGUUGCAGAAGCAGACCAACCGGAACCCCUGGCACCAGUUUGUUGAAAAUAAUUUGAUCCUGAAAAUGGGACCAGUUGACAAAAGAAAGGGCCUGUUUGCUCGUCGAAGGCAGCUGCUACUGACAGAAGGACCGCAUCUCUACUACGUGGAUCCUGUGAAUAAAGUCCUUAAAGGGGAGAUUCCGUGGUCUCCCGAACUGCGACCAGAAGCCAAGAACUUCAAGACUUUCUUUGUCCACACGCCACACAGGACAUAUUAUUUAAUGGACCCCAAUGGCAAUGCGGACAAAUGGUGUAAGAAGAUCCAAGAAGUCUGGGGAAAGAUUUACCACAAUCAUCAGACGACAGACAUGUAGAGAGAGAGCGAGCGAGAGAGGGAGACUUCCUCAUGAAUUGAGCCUUUUAUUCAUUUGAAGAUUAAGUAAAACAUACAUUCUGUAGAAGGCUUGUGCAAUACUGAUCCCCCCCCCCCAUCGAGAUUAGGGAAAAUAAACGAUGAAUAAUUUAAUCAUCCAGAACAGUUUGCGUCCAAAAGAUAGCAAACCAAUCAUUUCCACCAUUUCAGGUUAAAGAAGAAGAGGGGACGGUGUGAUAAUAUCAGCUGUGCGCUCAGGAGAGGUGUCAUCAUGAAAAUUCAGCUGGAGGGUGAAUUUUGUCAUGAAUCUGCACUAAUAUGCCGUAACCAGUAAAACGUACACACAUUCUCUAUAUAUUCGCUCACCAGCCACUUUAAUAGGAACUUGUUCUUGAUUCAAAGAUCCCUGUUCUUGGCUGCAGGACUGGAACCCAAUGUGUUGUUCUGCUGUUGCAUACUGAGAUGCUUUUCUGCUCACCACGGUUGUAAAGAGUGAUUAUAUGAGUUGCUAUAUCCUUCCUGGUAGCUCGAACCAAUCUGGCCAUUUUCCUCUGACCUCUCUUAUCAACAAGGCGUUUGUUUCCACCCACAGAACUGUCGCUCACUCAGUGUUUUUUGUUUUUCGCACCAUUCUGUGUAAACUCUAGAGACUGCUGUGUGUGAAAACCCCAGGAGAUCAGCAGUUUCUGAAAUACUCAAACCAGUCCAUCUGGCCCAAACCAACACCCAUGCCACAGUGAAAGAAAGUCACACUUUGAGAUCACAAUUUUCCCAUUCUGAUGUUUGAACAUUGUGAACAUUAACUGAAGCUCUUGAUUUGUAUCUGCACGAUUUGAUGCAUCGCGCUGCUGUCGAGGGAUCGGCUGAUUAGAGAAUUGCAUCAAACGGCAGCUGGAUGGAUGGGUGUUCCUAAUAAAGUGGCCGGUGAGUGGAUAUAUCUCCUCUCGUCCAAAUAGCCGACGUUUUCUCUGAUGCUGCUCGUAAUGCGUGUUUAAUCGAUUUUCUAAUUUAUUGUCACUAGAAAUGUUCUUUUGUAAAGUGUCGAAUCUGACACUUCAUUGUCGGCCUGUUUAAUCCUUUUGGGCCCUUUUUCCUCUUUGGUUUUCGAAAACGUUCAAUGACAUUUUUAAUACAUAUACAUCACUGAUCUUAAAUAUAUACUUGUCUAUUAUUAGCUAGAGCCCUAUUCAGAGGGGAGUCCUAGGGUACUUUCCUAGUUUACAGGUGCUCCUUUGUGAUCCACCAUGCCAGUGUUUAUCUCCACCCUCCUCUGAGGAAAAUUACAGACCUGCUGGGUUUUUUUUAUUUUUUUUUAGCCAAACUCAGCAGUCGAUUGAUCAUCUUGGUCUGGAUGCGCACGUCUGAUUUUCUACACAGAUGUCUCCUGACGUUACAAAUAACAAAAUGUUUGACUGCUGCUACUUGCAGCGUUCAGUCUCGUACCGCACGCAUCAUCGCCCUUCAUCCAGAUAUUAAACACCUUCCUGAAUCGCAAAAUGAAAAACUGAAGGGUUUUGAUAAUUUGUGGUUAUGACCCCCCCCCCCCCCCCCCCCCCAAAAAAAAAAAAGAAAGAAGAGCCAAUGUUUCUUCUCAGUGCCUCUUUGAACACUGAUGCCCCUUUUCCACCAAAUCAGUUCCAGGGCUGGUUCGGGGCUGGUGCUGGUUCACAACUCGUUCAACUUGCGAGCCAGCUGAGAGCCAGUUUGCUUUUCCAUCGCUAGCGGUGCUAAGCGGAGCCACGUCAUUACGUCGCUGUAUACGUCAGUUACAUCGCUGUAUCAGUCAGUUACGUCACUAUGUUUGCAUAAACCUUGGCGCGAAUAUCGAAGCAAAAACAACACGGAAGAAGCAGCAGCAGCAACAAUAAUAAUAAUAAAUGACUGCGUUUGUACAGCUGCUGCUUCUCGUCGCUUAAAAAUGGCGAUCUUUCGCGGUCUUGUUAUUGUUGUUGGUCUUAACAACUCCGCCCCCCCGCUGACGUAAGCGGUUCUUUCCUCUGGCCCAGCAGAGAGUUGGUGCUAGCCUGGAACCGGUUUUUCUGGCCCCAGAGCCAGUUCUUUGUCAGUGGAAACAGAAAACCCGGUUCUAAACUAAGCACUGGCCCCGAACCAGCCCUGGAACUGCUUUGGUGGAAAAGGGGCAUUAGAUGUCAUGUUGUGAAUGGAGCGUGAUCAUAUGACCACAUGACACCAAAAUCCACAUUCAGAGAAAAUCCAGCCUGCUUGAGACGCACUCCUUCUGUGGUCAAGAGUUUCAUCACUGAAGACAUAAAAAAAAAAAAAUUAUAUAUAUAACAGACGUCCUUCUGAUAAAUUAAUCCAAUAGGAUUUAAGUUGUACGUUUCACGUUAAAAAUAUUUUAAAAUAAUAAGGCGAGUGUGUAGAGGAUUGAAGAAGUGGGCGGGGUUUCCGAAAAGCAUGCACUCUCCAGAUGCUGGAGAGUCCAAAACACCCAAUCGGAUAUCCCAGAUUCACACGUUGAUUAGUUUGUCAGUCAGGAUGUUUUUGCUGAGCUUCUACACAGACUUGCAGGUCUGAUCAUAUAAUCGGCAAUAAACGUCGCUUGAGACGAUAAUCUCGUAAUAUUGCACAAGCCUAAAGACGUUCUGCUCGGGAGCGAGCACCUUGCUGUGUAGUGUUAGGCAGAUUUCUAAUCUUACAUGAAUAAUUUCUAAAGAUGAGAGCCAGUGCACUGCUAAUACACAUCUAAAAGCUCCACAUGCAUCAGUUUGCGUUCCCUUUAAGGGCUGCAAUCAUCAGGUUUAACAUGCCUGUCUGUCAUUAGCUACAAUAUUCCUGACAAGGACGUACACAGGUACUCGGAUCAUGAUAAGAGUCAGUGGAGGAAGAGAAACGCCAGAGGAUUGAUUUGCAUUUUGCACUGAACUGUACAUAAAGCAGUACGAGUGUACGUAUUUGUCAGUACAUGACUGCUGUCGAUGUUUUUUUUGGUUGCACCGUCCUCAUUCGAGGACUUUUUCAGCAUGAAAUCAGUGCCUGUUCUGUUGGACUUUAUUAAACGACUUGAUAUUUAUUGAAGUUCGAGGACACCGGGAGUACACGCUACCCCGUGUUUCUCUUCUGUACAUUAUUGUUGAUAAGUUUGCUUCGUUUAACACGGGCUGCGCUAUCAGGGAAGGCUGAGGAGUUCGUUUGAGGUCUGGAACGCCACACGAGAUGUGCGGGUUUUGUCGCCACAAAAACAAUACGUUUUAAGCAGUUCCUCUAAGUCCUGGAUUCAGGAGGCUCACGUGCUGCGUCAUCGAUAAAAAGACAAAAUAAUAGAUAGUUUUCACUGACGUCACGGCAUUCCGGGGAAAGCCCCCCAGCCACCAUCUUGCAGUGCAAACAAAACGGACCAUCGCCAUUACCGGCUACGUUAUCUCGGACGAAUUUAUGAAGUUAUAUAGUCAGUUUUCUAAAAUAAAGAUCAAUGUCAGCAAAAUCAAGCAAACAGAAGUAUAUAGAUACAUUAGAUGACAUCUCACGACAACGGUAUGCAGCCAAACUGUCCUUGAUUGGGGGAAUUGACCCCUACGAAGUGGACAAAGAAGCAUUUUCAAGUGACUAUGCAGGGCUGCCAUCCAUAUCGUACCCUGAUAUUGUGAACUAUUUCGUGAAUACUAAAAGCGCCUACACACUUGACGACCUCAAAGCAUACAAGUCGCUGGAGUCAUACAAUUAUUUUGUCUGUGGCUGGGUCCGCGAAGUCCACCAAAAACAAGUGAGAGCCAUGUCCUAAUUACAGCCAAGGUAUGUACACAUUGGAGUUUUAGAGCUCUCAACACUGCAUAUAAAUAUAUGUGUGUAUAAUAUCGAGUUGAUUUAAGACAAAUUUUACAUCCAUUAGUGGUGUACCAUGUCAGUAUAAACUUUGUAAUAUAAUUAACUGGUAUGUAGGCUUGUUACACAAUUGAUUGUUUAUUUAAACAACUUUACCACUUAUAAAAUGAUCGGAGCAGACUUUGCUGUGUUUGGAAGGCUGAAAAUCCUUGCGGUUGAUUCUUGCAAGCCAUAGAUUUCUCCUUUGUAUGCUGAGUUUCUUUAUUUGCUCGCCUUUGUGCUCCCGUACAGUGGGAAUUCCAUAAAAGCUCCGCUUGACGUCAUCAUCUGACCUAUUACGACAGCCGUGAAUACAACAGGUGUGCACCAUUGCUAGCUUUAAAUAGUAAUAAUGUAACUAUAAAUGUAAAUAAUAUAUAAAUAAAUGUAACUCGCGCGUUACAAUGUGUGCUCGGUGACCCGUACGGUAAGCUUGCCCUACAAGAUGGCCGCCACCAGGGAAUCCCCGACUCUGUGACGUCAUGUGAAAACUAUCUAUUGGAUGCUGUUUAUGCAGAAUGGUCUCGUUCUGCUGUUAUAGUGGCAUUUUCUUCGUACUUUUUGUGGUUUUUGGUUUACAGAUCAGAUUUUUUUUUUUUUAAUGUAGAGAUUCUUAAAAUUCAGCUAAAGGUACACUUUAUUCUCUGCAUUUUUUUAAUGGUUUCAUGGAAUUCAGCAGGGUUUCUAUGUUUGUUUGUUUGUGUUUUUUCGCUUUCGUAAAAUUCUGUGCAGCUGUAAAUAAGAUCUAUAUAAAUGCAAUCCCAAACACACGACGAAAUGCUGUAUCUGUCGUAAUUAACACAUGGAUGUCGAUUUCACCCGAUGGAUUUUCUUCAUCCGUUUGAGACUCUACCUGCUCUGUGGCCGAACACAACUGUGAUGUACAGAUAUUCAGAAAGUAACUUAACGUUACAAAGAUACAGCUUUUAUAUUUUUAUUCUUCUAUAAGAUUAUUUGCUGACUGUGGUUCAGCUUGCUGUUUGUGUUUUUAUUUAAAUUCUAAUAUAUGAACUGCGUUAGAAGAAUUCAUGUUCAGGGGCCUGAGAAAUGUAAAGCCUUUGAAUGUGAAAAAUACUCGUAAGCCAUUAUCUUUCGCUACCUUCUCAUUUCUUUGUACCUUUUCUGUUUCGGUUAUUGAAUUCAUGAUGUUGAAGUGAAAUGUUUAUUUUCCUGGGUUUUGUGUUAUUUAAAGAUUGAUGUAGGAAUGUCUGACAUGAUCCAAUGGCGACUCCGAGAAUAAAAGCAUGUAUGUUUUUAUUA